This is a messenger RNA of Carassius gibelio (silver crucian carp), 2527 nucleotides long. It is a transcript of the gene cd37, whose product is annotated as CD37 molecule. Gene Ontology annotation, cellular component: membrane. The record is from RefSeq and is a predicted model, not a curated record. The transcript has 11 exons. The coding region runs from base 101 to 871 and encodes 256 amino acids. Lineage: Eukaryota; Metazoa; Chordata; Actinopteri; Cypriniformes; Cyprinidae.
AUUUUAUAUAUGCAAAAUGUAGUUUUACAUGAUCUCAUGUGAAGCCACCACGUUUCAUUUACCCUCCGUGUAACCUCACCGACUUUGCCCAGUUUAAGAUAUGGCAUCUGAGUGCUGUCUCAGUCUCACCAAAUACUUCCUCUUUCUCUUCAACUUGAUAUUCUUUCUCUUAGGAUCUCUCCUCCUAUCUAUGGGACUAUGGAUACUACUUUCAGAGGAUAAAAUGUUCAAGAUUUUUGAAGUGCCUCCUCCUCCCUACAUUUCCAUCCAUCUCUUGUCUUACUUGUUGAUCAUCAGUGGCUCUGUGACCAUGUCAUUAGGCUUCUUAGGAUGUCUAGGUUCUCUGAAGACUGUCAAAUGCCUGCUGGCAACUUAUUUUAUCCUGCUCACGAUUCUUCUCGCGGCUCAGAUAGUGGGUGCGGUUCUUUUCUACACCCAGAAGACUGAGCUGGCUGUUUCACUAGAGGUUCAAACUGUUAAACUAAUAAGCACAUUUGGACAAAAUAAUUCCAAUUUCAAGAGUUUUGAAACGACUCUACUGGAUAUUCAGAAGAAGGCCAAAUGCUGUGGUUGGAAUGGAAUAGAAGACUGGGGUAAAUCUAUACCCUGUUCUUGCUACGUCAAUGCUACUGUCAAUGCGACAUAUGAAAUAAAACAUCCAAAAUGUUUCACGUGUUCCUCAAAUAGUUCCUGUUCAGAUGGGAUUUAUUAUCAGGGUUGCGGUGAGAAAAUAAAGACAUGGCUGGAUGAAAAUCUUCUCUUAAUUUUGGUGUUUAUUUUGGCCAUUUGUGUGGUGGAGAUAUGUGGUAUGAUCCUUUCGAUGUGUCUGUAUAAAGAGGGUUCUGUGGAGUACAACACAAUUUUCUACUAAGAUGACCAGGAUCAGUGAGUGAGGGGGGAAAAGUCAAGCAUUUGCUUUCUGUCAUUCAUUUGUAUGAUGUUUUUGAUGUAUGAUGUUUUCCUUGUUAUUCCGAUGCUAUGUGUUUUUAUCUGUUUAGGGAAAAGUACAAAUAAUUUGAACCUGUUGAAAUAAUAUUUAAAGGAUAUAAGCUUUUAUUUCUUAAUUCUCAGAACAUGUUGCAUGUGACCAAGAAUGUUCUCAUUUGUUCAGUUUAGCCAGUGGGUGAGAAAAACGUUAGGGUGAGGCAGUAUAAUAUUUCACCAUUGUUGUGCACACAAAGCAGAUAACAUCAAUACUGAGGCAAUGAGUGUGAUACUGUUCACAUAACAUGUAUUCUACAUGUAAAAUAUUAGAACUCAAAUUUUCCUUCAAUAUAUAUAUGUAUACAUAUAUAUAUAUAUAUAUAUAUAUAUAUAUAUAUAUAUAUAUAUAUAUAUAUAUAUAUAUAUAUUUUUUUUUUUGUAAGGUGACAAGUAGUAUAGCAUGUGGCUUUUAAAAAUUUUUUAUCUUUUGAAUUGAAUCUUUAAAGUGAAUUGUGUAACACACUUUGUAAAACAGGGUAAUUGUAAUAAAAUAAUAAUAAAAAAUAUGUUAUAAAGUUGAUUUUGUUUUGGUCAUAAUGAAUGCAUUUAUGUGUCUAUUAAACUGAGGAUCUAAAUGGUACAUGGGACAUGUAAUACCCCAUUGCAAGUUAUUGUUAGGGCAGGGAGGAGGACAGCACACUUGUUAUCAGGUAUCGUAUAUAUAUACAUGCUGUGAUCAUCUCCCUCAUUAAUUCCAGAGCAACACUACAGACUAAGAAGGUAAGAAGGAUAUUGUCAGACUAUUUUUACUGUUCUUAUACAUAAAUAUAUACAUACACACACUCAUUAACAUGAAUUAUUUAUUUAUUACUGUCAGUUUGAUAAAGACACAAAGAUGGGAUCCCGCACAUUGGUUCUGAUCAUGUUUUUAAGUGCCCUCUGUGUUGCCCAGGCACUGAGGUGCAACUACUGCGUGAAGAUUGACAGAGCCAACCCCAGCUGUAAUGAGAUAGAGGAGAAAGAUUGCAGCAGUGGUUUUGACAAGUGCAUUAAAAUUAAAAUGCAUCAUCCAGCCUACGGUGAGGUACGCAGAUGUGGCAAAACUGUUGAGUGUGAUGCUCAGGUACCUCCUCAGGUGGAGAAAGUGUGCUGCAACACAGAUCUCUGCAACUGAUCUGCUCCAUCAGCCAAAUAUAUUUUACAAUGUUCAGUUUUUAUCUCAUGCUGCAUAAAAUUUAUUUAUCACUGAUUUAAAAUCACUGACUUUAAUUUAAUAUAUGUAAAUGUUAGAAGAGAAUAAUAUAAAGAAAUAAAAUCUGGCCAGCGAAGCAAAAAAAAAAAUCGAGUCUUUGUGUUUUCUAAAACAUUUUAUCUUCUUGUACAUAGUCAGAGGUAGAGCACAGUCAGCAUUAACACACACAAAAAAUGACUUCUCACCCAGACAAAACACAAAAAAUGCAGACGCAGAAACACCACACAAAGCCAAAAAGCAUCUCCUUAACUACUUUUUUUUUCUUAGAUUAUUGCAAAGUUACAUUUAAACUGAAUUACAAUACAGUCAAUACAGUUGACAAUAUUCAUCAGUAAGCCUUAAAAAAGAAUU